This is a messenger RNA of Pleuronectes platessa (European plaice), 1037 nucleotides long. It is a transcript of the gene ier2a, whose product is annotated as immediate early response 2a. Bases 77 to 592 code for a protein of 171 amino acids. The transcript has a single exon. NCBI's taxonomy places the organism in Eukaryota, Metazoa, Chordata, Actinopteri, Pleuronectiformes, Pleuronectidae. The record is from RefSeq and is a predicted model, not a curated record.
GUGUCUGCGUGUGAAUCACGAGAGAAGGAGACGUGCGACGCGAAAGAACCGCUUCCUGUUGUUGUAGUUGGAAAACAUGGAGGUCAGCGCCGAGGCCAAGAGGAUCAUGGUCGUGGCUCUGGGGAAACUGUACAGCUCCCGCAGCCAGAGAGGAGGUCUCCGCCUGCACCGGAGCCUCCUGCUCACCCUGGUCAUGAAGUCCGCCCGGGACAUCUACCACGAGGCCCAGGCGACCGCGGAGUGUGUCGAGCCCGGAUGCGAACAACAACACCCCGAGGCGGCGGAAGGGAACACGGAGUCCUCCUGUGGGGAGCUCCGGACUUUACCCCUGGAGGAGGUCGUCGUUUCCCGCAAGGAGGACAAGGAGAACCGGUGCCCGAGCGUCACUGUACCGGCACAACCGUCGAGGAAGAGACGCGGCAAGGCGGCCGUCGAGCCGGACUUCCUCCCCUGUAAGAAAGCGAAACUGGAGAAGGCGAGCUGCCCCCAGCAGCUGCUCAUCAGCCCGGCUCUCAUGGACUAUGUGAACUGCAGCGGCCUGGGAGCGCACCCGGCCCCCAUGCCCAUACACAGAGCCAUUGCAGCGUGUUGAAAGCCAGAAACAGGGGGGAAUAUGAACCUUUCCCACAGGAGCCCGAAUGCACCCAACAGUGGGCCAGGACCCGGGGGGGUCACACGGAUGAACACCGCGGGGGUGGCUGGAUCCUGCACAGUCCCCCGGGCCCGGACGUGACUCCGAACAAGCCGGUACAUGCUCCAGGAAUCCCGGAAGCGGCUGACGAGAGGUCCUCGGUGACUUCAGACCCGAAUACGAGCUCAAGUCUGCAGGAGAGCAGCUGGAGUGGUGCUCCAACCGGACCAGGCUUUACUGGCCUUACUGAACUCUACAUGAACAUCUGAACGGGCACUUUAAACUCUACUAGAUGUGUUGUUGUGUUGAGGCCUUCGUGCUGGCCGAAGAGUGCAAAUCUGUACAAAACAUUCAAUGACUGCAACUACCUCAGUAUUUAUUAAACCUUUUCUACUUGCCAGUGAAA